AUGAGACCUAAGCUAUCCGCAGAGGCACGUGCCCAGCGCCGUAAAAUACAAAAUCGUGUCUCUCAACAAAAAAGACGUGAACGUGAAAAGAAGUGCAAAACGCAGGCCCGGUCUCGUGGCACACAACCUGUUCCUACGGGGCGACGUACAACGCACGAUGAGUCAAAUCUAGUGGUGCCUGGACAUCAGUGCCAGGACAAAUUACCGCUCGCAGAUGAAAGCGACUACCUGGUACCAAUGCAAAGCCAUGAGAGCUUUGUUGCACAACUGUAUUCAAAUGAGUGGUUAAGCCACCCGCGGAGCCCAAUGAUGCCAGAAUACACAAGUCCUUUCGAGGAGGGCUACGCGCUGAUGCAUGGAGGGCCUGCUUGGGAAUGCAUGAAGUCGGCGGGUACGCAGAAGGAUGGGGGCACGCAAAGCAUGCAGGCAAUAUCCAAUGUUAACAGGGGUGCUUAG
Messenger RNA from Bipolaris maydis ATCC 48331, 456 nucleotides. RefSeq lists its product as uncharacterized. The record is from RefSeq and is a predicted model, not a curated record. Gene Ontology annotation, biological process: regulation of DNA-templated transcription. Lineage: Eukaryota; Fungi; Ascomycota; Dothideomycetes; Pleosporales; Pleosporaceae. Gene Ontology annotation, molecular function: DNA-binding transcription factor activity.